AUGUCGCUUCUACUGCCAACAUGUUUUUGGGCGGUUCUCAGCGGUUUGGCCGCUCAUUUGAAGUACAAGCGACGAGAGCCGACUCUUUUCCGGUAUCUCGCUGAAUUGGCGACAUUGCUCGUGUUAGCCUCUGUGGGCCUGUUCUAUCAGUCCAGAGUGUUCACCACAAGUGUAGCGCUCAGCGCUCUCUUCAUUACACUGCAUCUCUUUGCGCUGGCUUCAAGCAUUACAGUGUAUCGACUGUUCCUUCACCCACUCAAGGACUAUCCAGGCCCGUUGCUGGCCAAGAUUACCAAGUGGUAUGGCUUUUACCUGGUCAGUUUUGGGAAAACGUACAUCGAUUACGCCCAGCUUCACGAAAAGUACGGCGACGUGGUUCGCAUCGGCCCCAACGAGCUGUCUUUUGCGGACCCGGAAUCCGUGAAAUACAUCCAUGGAUCGGCGGCAAAUAAAUUGGCUAAAGGACCAAAUUAUGAUACUCGCUUAUGGGCAGAUGGCAUCAGUCUUGGAGACGAGAGAGACAUCGUGGCACAUCGAAUACGCCGUAAAUUCUGGGACAAGGGCCUCGCUAUAAAGGCCAUAACAUCCUACGAACCCAGGCUUGUCCGGAUUAUCAACGUGUUGAAGAGCAAAUUCGACGCCUACGCCGGAAAGGAAAUCGACGUCGGGGCGUUCAUCGACUACUUCGGUUUCGAUGCCAUGGCUGACCUUGCCUUCAACGAGACAUUCUCCUUCAUCGAGAACGAGGACUCUGGGGAGCUGGCGGUCCUGGUCCGCAAGGGUCUCAAGAUGACCGAGCUCGUUCGGAACGUGCAGUGGCUGGCCCCGAUAUUCAAGUACCUGCCCAUGGACCCCGAGGACAAGGCGCAGACGGAGCGAUUUGCACGGACUUCGGCAGAGCAUUUCGAGAAGAGACUGGCCAUGGGGACGAAGCCAACAGACCUCUUUACGUACCUACUGGCGCACGAUGAGAACGGAAAGACGCUCGCAAAAAAGGACCUCGAGUCAGAUUCGCCCGUCAUCAUCGUCGCGGGAAGUGAUACAACUGCCGUCUGUCUCAGUUUCGUCUUCUACUUUGUCUCCAAGGACCCCGCCAUCCAGAAAAGACUUAUUGAAGAAGUUGAUAAAGCCUGGGCAGAGCAUGGAGCCGGCCUCGGAGGCCGCAGCCUAGGGCCCGACAAGAUGCCAUACUUGAACGGAGUCAUCAAUGAGUCUCUACGCAUGGCCCCGCCCGCCCCCAAUGGCAAUCAGCGCACGACGCCUGAAGGCGGUUGUGUGGUUUCCGGCCGCUACCUGCCCGCGAACACGCAGGUGUCGUGCCAACCGACCUUCAUGGCGCACGACGCGCGGAGCUUCACCAAGCCGGAGCUGUUUGCGCCCGAGCGCUGGAUCGAUGAGGAACGCAACCCGGCGUGGACCCACGAUACCAGGUCCUUCAUCCCGUUCAGCGCCGGACAGUACAUUUGCCCCGGCAAGGCGCUGGCGUACCUCGAGAUGCGGCUACUGCUGGCGCACGUCUUCAAGGACUUUUGGUUCGAGAUGGCCCCCGGCUUUGAUCACGCCGGCUUCUGGCUCGGCCUGCAGAGCUACAUGGGGUACAUGAAGAAACCGAUCCCUCUAACGGUCCGUAGGAGACAGCGUGAGGAGAUACUGCCGAAUUGA
Messenger RNA from Fonsecaea multimorphosa CBS 102226, 1662 nucleotides. RefSeq lists its product as uncharacterized. The transcript has 8 exons. NCBI's taxonomy places the organism in Eukaryota, Fungi, Ascomycota, Eurotiomycetes, Chaetothyriales, Herpotrichiellaceae. The coding region runs from base 1 to 1662 and encodes 553 amino acids. The record is from RefSeq and is a predicted model, not a curated record. Gene Ontology annotation, molecular function: heme binding; iron ion binding; monooxygenase activity.